Molecule: messenger RNA, 1591 nt
Organism: Pocillopora damicornis (cauliflower coral)
Lineage: Eukaryota; Metazoa; Cnidaria; Anthozoa; Scleractinia; Pocilloporidae
Biological process (GO): protein phosphorylation
Molecular function (GO): protein serine/threonine kinase activity; ATP binding
Source: RefSeq, a predicted model, not a curated record
UGGAAUGACCUGGCAAAGGAAAGCGUGAAUCUAAAGUCAACUUUAUGGAAAUCCAAAGAAACUAAGUCUAACGUAGAUUAAAAUGGCUUCAUCCUUAGGCGUGUAUUCCUUCGAGAAGGUUCGGUGGACUUUGGAUGCGAUGAAAGCAAGGCGUGACAACCUAAUUCGGCUUACAACAGAAUCAAGUACCAAAGUGACAGCUUUGUUCUUUUACCACGGAGUGAAAAAAGAAAUAGAAGCAUGGAGAACUUUAGAGUGUUCAUCCCCUUCAUCUGAAGAAGUAAAGCAGAAAAUCCUACAACAUUGCAAGAUUUCCAUUAGUAAAUACGCAAAAGCCAUUCGUCUUUGUAAAUCCUUCAUGCGAAGUAACAGCUCCUUGGAAAUUCUGAUUGUUGGUGACGAAAACUUUUGUCACCAGCAAGAGACUGAGAAGGAAACUUUUGCGCUACUACGCCUGAAAGGUGGAACAGAUGAAGCUAUUUGCUACGCUGAAACAGCCUCUUUUCCUGAUGACAGAAAGUUUGCUAAUUAUCUCAUCAAGAUUAAUGGUUUUGAAGUGUUUAAUAAAAGGAAAGUGUACGAAAGAAGUCGUGCAAACGCUUGGAGCAACGAAGAUUCCAUUCUCAAACUUGCUACCGCAGUUAUGAGGGAAAGUUCAGAGUUGAGAGAAAAAUUUGGCAUUGUUGCAAUUGAAACAGAAGACUUAGAAGCAUUAGAAACACUGACUCGGGUAAGCCAGAGAGUGAUAAGCAAGCUAGACCCAGGCUACCUCGAUCCACUUGGCGAAGGCAGCUUUGGCCAGGUUUUUAGAGCUAAGAAGGGCGGCCGUGAUGUGGCUGUAAAGAUCUUGAAGAAUAUCGAGAGCCGCAAACAGAUAGAGGACUUUGAGCGAGAAGUGGACACACUAAGCACUUUUGGCAGAUAUUCUGCUCGUUGCUAUCAAAUAGAGAUUACAGAUACACCACCCCAGAAGCCGAGGGUUCAAUACGAUGGCAGCAUCAAAGCUAUUCUGAGCUUUUAUCCCGUCCUUCAUGGCCAGCCAAGCUCCUCCGCAAUUGUGUUUCACGAAGGAAAACCUUUGCUUUUGGCAGAUGUUGGAGCUGGUGUUCUCAAGGCUUGCAGGGAGAGACUCGCUCACAACGAGUUCCCAAGGAAUGUUUUCAUCACAAACAACCACUUGGAUCAUGCUGGUGAGCUCCCUUUGCUAUUUUUGUUCGAGAGCGAGAGGAGACAUUUGGCUGGUGAACCUCGCCUAAGAGUGUUGUCUGGCCCUGAGGUGCAACAUAAAUUAAAGACAUGCAGACUGGACGAAAUGCUCCACCUGUAUACACUGGAACAAAUAGCAGAUUGGGUAGUAUGUCAGCAAGAAGGAGACCCAACCUACCUGGAUGACGAAAAACAGUUCUCCAUGAAAAUCCACAAAACUCUUCAUAGCGGAAUAUGUUAUGGAUUUGUGCUAUUCUUCAAGGAGAAACCAGUUCUUGGUUAUUGCGUAGACUCUGGCUUCAAGGAGGACGUGUUCGAUUUUUUCUUCCAAGCCACCACUGUGAUAGUUGGUGCGAGGUCUAAUGCACCUAAAGAACAUGCAUCG